Messenger RNA from Astyanax mexicanus (Mexican tetra), 2258 nucleotides. RefSeq names its product zinc finger protein 271-like. The transcript has 2 exons. Bases 196 to 1758 code for a protein of 520 amino acids. NCBI's taxonomy places the organism in Eukaryota, Metazoa, Chordata, Actinopteri, Characiformes, Acestrorhamphidae. Gene Ontology annotation, molecular function: RNA polymerase II cis-regulatory region sequence-specific DNA binding; DNA-binding transcription factor activity, RNA polymerase II-specific. Gene Ontology annotation, biological process: regulation of transcription by RNA polymerase II. The record is from RefSeq and is a predicted model, not a curated record.
CAAUGUGUGUCGUUUUUUCGGCACACGCCUCAAAGCUUCAGAUUAAAGGAAAUUAAAAUAUUUUCCUGAAAUUCAUCACCAACAACCAGGAUAUUUAACUAAGAGCAAAGUUAAACUGCUGAAAGAGGUGAAGCAGAAGCCUUCCUGAAGAAUCUCCAGAACACGCAGAAAUUUUUUGCUACAUUUAAAAGACAAAUGAAGCCAAGUCCCGACAUGGAGAAACAUCAGCACUCUGUCAAGAGUUUUACUCAACAGAGUGAUCUCAAAAAACACCAGCACAUUCACACAGGAGAGAGACCGUAUCACUGCUCAGACUGUGGAAAGAGUUUUAAUCAACAGAGUCAUCUCCAACAACACCAGCGCAUUCACACAGGAGUGAAACCAUUUCACUGCUCAGACUGUGGGAAGAGUUUUAAUCAACAGAGUCAUCUCAAAAGUCACCAGCGCAUUCACACAGGAGAGAAACCGUUUCACUGCUCAGACUGUGGGAGGAGUUUUAAUCAACAGAGUAAUCUUAAAAUACACCAGCGCAUUCACACAGGAGUAAAACCAUAUCACUGCUCAGACUGUGGGAAGAUUUUUACUACCCAGAGUGAUCUCAAACAACAUCAGCGCAUUCACACAGGAGAGAAACCAUAUCACUGCUCAGACUGUAGGAAGAGUUUUAUUACACAGAGUAAACUUAAAAUACAUCUGCGCAUUCACACAGGAGAGAAACCUUAUUACUGCUCAGACUGUGGGAAGAGCUUUAAUCGACUGGAGACUGUCAAACGGCAUCAGCGCAUUCACACAGGAGAGAAACCAUAUCACUGCUCAGACUGUGGGAAGAUUUUUACUACCCAGAGUGAUCUCCAACGACACCAGCGCAUUCACACAGGAGUGAAACCAUUUCACUGCUCAGACUGUGGGAAGAGUUUUAAUCAACAGAGUCAUCUCAAACUGCACCAGUGCAUUCACACAGGAGAGAAACCAUAUCACUGCUCAGACUGUGGGAAGAGUUUUAAUCAACAGAGUCAUCUCAAACUGCACCAGCGCAUUCACACAGGAGUGAAACCAUUUCACUGCUCAGACUGUGGGAAGAGUUUUAAUCAACAGAGUGAUCUCAAAAAACAUCAGCGCAUUCACACAGGAGAGAAACCGUAUCACUGCUCAGACUGUAGGAAGAGUUUUAUUACACAGAGUAAACUUAAUAUACAUCAGCGCAUUCACACAGGAGAGAAACCGUAUCACUGCUCAGACUGUGGGAAGAGUUUUACUAAACAGAGUAAUCUCAAACUGCAUCAGCGCAUUCACACAGGAGAGAAACCGUAUUACUGUUUCGACUGUGGGAAGAGUUUUACUGAACAGAGUAAACUUAAAAUACACCAGCGCAUUCACACAGGAGAGAAACCUUAUUACUGCUCAGACUGUGGGAAGAGCUUUAAUCGACUGGAGACUGUCAAACGACAUCAGCGCAUUCACACAGGAGAGAAACCAUAUCACUGCUCAGACUGUGGAAAGAGUUUUAAUCAACAGAGUAAUCUCAAACUGCACCAGCGCAUUCACACAGGAGAGAAACCAUAUCACUGCUCAGACUGUGGGAAGAGUUUUACUACCCAGAGUGAUCUCAAAAAACACCAGCGCAUUCACACAGGAGAGAAACCGUAUUACUGCUCAGACUGUGGGGGGAGUUUUACUCAACAGAGUGAUCUCAAACAACACCAGCGCAUUCACACAGGAGAGAAAAAUGUCCCAAAUUUGUCCCAUGGCAAAUCAUAAAUUCCACCAGAAACAAAUAUGAACUGUAUUUAACAAUGGAUUUUACAGGUUCAGCAAAACUAUUCUUAUCCAGGGAUGAUGUGUAUAGAAUUCCAUGUUAUGUUUGUAUGUCUUGUAAGUUUGAAUAUUCCAGGACAUUCUUUGUGAGACAGAGCUCAGUUUUUAGGUUAGUUACUGUUGCGCAGUAAGGUUACAGGCUCAUUCACUCCCUCUGCUGGUGUUCUUAUUUGUCUAUGGUUCAGUCCAAUUAAAAAUCUGUUACUAUAGAGGGAUAUAGAUGGAUAUUUGGAUGUGUUGUAUUACUCAAGUUUUAUACUCUCUUAUCUUUUCCUUAUUGAAUAUUAAAUGUUGCUUAUGGUUUUUUUAAUCUCCAAAGUUACUAAGAAUAUCCAAAUAAUGUAGUUUCUUAAUUGUUUUUAUCCCGUACAAACUAUUAUCUUUGUAUUACUUCACCUCUAUAUUUACCCAUGUGUGUUUUAAUAAACGGCUUUUAUAUUGCA